This is a messenger RNA of Cylindrotheca closterium, 510 nucleotides long. Lineage: Eukaryota; Bacillariophyta; Bacillariophyceae; Bacillariales; Bacillariaceae. The record is from the annotation of a GenBank genome assembly.
AUGUCGUUUGAUCCACAGAAGGCAAUCAAGGAACAAGCGGAAGCCAAAAGAUCUCAGAGCUGGUUCUUGACAAAAGCUCAUGAAUUUACCCAAGCACACAAUCGACUGAAACACACGGUUCAUACGGCCUGGAGAUAUCCAUUGCCACCCUGGGGAAGGUUCCUCAUGGGCUGCUUUUACUUUUCCAUUCCUGUCACAGGAGGCUACUAUUUAAUGUCAAAGACAGUUUCCAAAUCGGAAGAAACUAUGCAUCAACGACUUGGAAGCGGAGUGGACGGAGAAGGAGGGAAGAUACAAGGUAUUGGACAGCACGCAGUCAUCAAGGAUCAAUCAGGGGAACGGGUAGAAAAGGUUGGCGCUGGAGGUUGGGGCGGGGGUGUCCAUCUUGCCAACAGUGAUGAACGGACACAGGAUGUCAACCGGAUAAACUUGGAGAGAUUCCUCAGAAAGCAACGAAAGUUAAAAGCCAAGAGAGAACGAGAAGCACAAAAGAAAGUAGAAGAGGCAUAA